AUGCCACCAGCACCAUCCACCGAACAAAAUUUCCGAGCAAACCUCUCUCAGUUCCGCUGGGCUCGCGGCAACAAUGACGACUCUCAACAGAACAACCCUCCAGCAAACCCAUUCUCUCGCUUCUACAACGCGAUAGGCGGAGGCUACAUCCCGCUACGGUCGAACGAGAGGUCGAAUGAGGAAGAGGCGUAUUUUGCGUUGUCGAGAUGGGACAGGUUGCUGGGCUUCGGUGGCUGCUUGCUCGGUGCUGCUGUGUGCUUCUUCGUAUCCUUCCUGACACUACCUAUGCUUGCGAUACGCCCCUCCAAAUUUGCACUAUCAUUCAGUUUGGGAAGUCUGCUUGUGAUGUUUGGAUUCUCGGUGCUCAUUGGACCAAUAAACCACAUGAAGCACCUCGUAUCCAAAGAACGUCUACCGUUUUCAUUUGCCUACAUCAGCAGCUUAGCAUUGACGCUUUACUUUUCGCUCGGCGCUCACUCGUACAUUGGGUCUCUUAUAUGUGCAAUCAUUCAGGUUGUCGCACUUGUCUCUUAUGUCCUUGCGUACUUUCCAGGCGGCAUCCAGACACUUCGUUUCGGGUCGCAAAUGGCUUUGCGCGGAGCGGGAAGCCUUCUUCCCGUCUAG
Phanerochaete carnosa HHB-10118-sp is the source of this 624-nucleotide messenger RNA. RefSeq lists its product as uncharacterized. Gene Ontology annotation, cellular component: membrane. The record is from RefSeq and is a predicted model, not a curated record. NCBI's taxonomy places the organism in Eukaryota, Fungi, Basidiomycota, Agaricomycetes, Polyporales, Phanerochaetaceae. Gene Ontology annotation, biological process: vesicle-mediated transport. Bases 1 to 624 code for a protein of 207 amino acids. The transcript has 6 exons.